This is a messenger RNA of Nicotiana tabacum (common tobacco), 2740 nucleotides long. RefSeq names its product UDP-glucuronate 4-epimerase 3. The record is from RefSeq and is a predicted model, not a curated record. Lineage: Eukaryota; Viridiplantae; Streptophyta; Magnoliopsida; Solanales; Solanaceae.
UUACUAGUAAUGACAGGAAGACAGCUCUACGACCUACUAAUCUUCUACUCUAAUUCUUGAUCUCCACAACUUACUGUCAAAAAUCAUUUUCUUACAUUAAAUCACAAAAUUGCUUUAGUUAUAGCAUUGCAAGAUACGAAUACUUAAGAAAAGAAUUGGGAAAGCUUGGAUAGAUAAAAUUAAGCAUAACACAAGAAAUGAUUACACUCAUUGAUCACCUCAGUGCUUACUCCUAGCAUAUUGCUAUCAAGUGAAAAUAAUCUAGCUAACUUCAACUGAACUGAAGUAAUUUAAUUUUAACUUUCAUUUUAUCCUUCACGAGGAAAUACCAAGUAUGUAUGACUUAUUUUGGCUCAUAAAUUUUAAUUUAUUUAUUUAUUUUUUGAAUUUUGUGUCCAAUCAAAAUGCAUUACAUAAAAGCAGUAUACAACAUUUUUAACUUAUAUACACGGUCAACUUAAAAUAAAUUUUAUACCACACAAACUUGGAAGAAACACAUUUUAUAUCAAAGAGAAGUUGUGAUGAAGCAGUUUUGGCCGUUAAGGAAAAAAAGGACUUUUGGCCGUCAAAGAACAAGCUAUAAGAAAAAAGAGUGCAAGAUUAAUUCUUGCGGAAUGUCAUCCAAAAAAUAAAUAAUAAAUAAAUUUAGCACUUUAGGGGAAAAAAUUAAAAUGUUCAGAAAGUUAGUCGGGCAAAGAUCUACAAAUGAAAGUUUUGGGAGAAAAAUAAUCCUUUUUCUUUCGUGAAACUUGUAACGAUUAAAAAGUACUUGAGCAAAUAGUGAUGAAAGGGACAAGGGUAAACCGAUUAGAGCCAAUAUGCUGAGAAAAGCUGUGACGAUACUCUCAUCUCCAUCUCCCAUAUAAUGUACGGUCUCCGACUUCCGUCCAAUCUCUUCCCCUAACGGCUGUUUCUCUCUCUCUCCAUCUUAUUCUUUUCUUUGCCCCCACAUUUACAGAAACCUUUUGCACACUCAUCCCUCUAUUCCUUCUUUAUCCCAGAUUCCUCCCCCCUUCUUUCUCUCUCUCUCUCUGUUAUCCUUUUUUCAUAUCUCAGACCCGGUUUUCAAGAAGACGUAUAUAUCCAAUCCAACGUUAUAGCUCUUUAGAUAAGCAACAAACCCAUUUUCUUCAAAACACCACCAUUGAUACUCCCACUUCAGCUCUAAUUUUUCGAGUCAAGAAUUUUCCCCCAUGUUCAAAGAGAAUGAAUCUUUAUUAUUAUCAUCAACAAUCAUUUUCCGUUGUUGUAGAUUGUAGAUUUUUACUGCCAAUUUAGCAAUCAAUCCAUUAAACAAUGGACAAACACCGUAGUAGAUGGACUUAUUCAUUCACCAAGCUUAUUUUCUGGACCACACUUUUUGCAGGUACCAUUCUUUUCGUAUGUUUCCACUCUCCUCCUUCUGAUUCCCCAUCUAUCCACCCCAAGAUGAAAUGGGGCAGCCCACAAUGGGAAAAACGUGUCAAAUCCUCUGCCCGUUCUCGUUCCGGUCAUUUUACCGUCCUUGUCACCGGUGCUGCCGGUUUCGUCGGGUCCCACGUUUCCGCCGCCCUCAAACGGCGUGGCGACGGCGUCGUCGGCCUGGACAAUUUCAACAGCUAUUACGAUCCCUCAUUGAAAAGAGCUCGUCAGAAAUUGUUAGAACGUAAUGGGAUUUUUGUUAUUGAAGGUGAUAUUAAUGACAGGCAUUUACUCGAGAAGCUUUUUGACGUUGUUGCUUUUACUCACGUAAUGCACUUAGCUGCACAAGCUGGCGUUCGUUACGCUAUGAAGAAUCCUGGUUCUUAUAUCCAUAGUAAUAUUGCAGGUCUCGUUAGCGUUUUCGAGGCCUGUAAAUCAGCUAAUCCACAGCCUGCAAUUGUUUGGGCAUCGUCCAGUUCUGUUUAUGGACUUAACUCUAAAGUACCCUUUUCAGAAAAAGAUCGAACGGAUCAACCAGCGAGUCUUUACGCCGCGACAAAGAAAGCUGGUGAAGAGAUUGCUCAUACUUAUAACCAUAUCUAUGGUCUUUCAAUUACAGGGUUGAGAUUCUUCACUGUUUAUGGACCUUGGGGUCGGCCUGAUAUGGCGUAUUUCUUUUUCACAAAGGAUAUAUUAAAGGGAAAGAGUAUUAAUGUGUUUGAAGGUUCUAAUAAUAAAAGUGUAGCAAGGGAUUUUACUUACAUUGAUGAUAUAGUGAAAGGGUGUUUAGGGGCACUGGAUACAGCUGAGAAGAGUACAGGAAGUGGUGGGAAGAAGAAGGGAAAUGCGCAAUUGAGAGUGUUCAAUUUGGGGAAUACUUCACCUGUGCCAGUUACUAAGCUGGUUAGUAUAUUGGAGAAGUUGCUUAAGGUAAAGGCUAAAAAGAAUGUUUUGCCACUGCCAAGAAAUGGGGAUGUGAUGUUUACUCAUGCUAAUAUUAGCUAUGCUCACAAGGAAUUUGGAUAUAAGCCUACUACAGAUUUGCAGAUGGGGUUACAGAAGUUCGUUAAUUGGUAUCUUGAUUACUAUUCAGUUAGUGAGAAGAAAAAGAGUUUUUGGUGACCUUAUUAAUGAAGCUUUUAGCUACUGAUCAAAUAGAAAGUAGGAGGGGCUAUGAGCUUGGCAUAAGAAAAUAUCCAAAACUUGUAUAGGUAUUUUAAUUUUUGGUGGACCGGAAUAUUUUUUUUAACCUUGAACAACUGUAUUAAUGACUUCCAGCUGGGGAGAUUCCAUUAUGCUAGUCAUCUCACAGUCUUAAUGAACUGUGCUUCCUUCUUUC